CUCGACGAGACCACUACCCGCAAGGACCAACCCCGGCUGUGCACAGGGCGAUGUCCCUCGCAAGGCCAGGCCGUGCCGCGGCCCUGCCUGCGGCCGCCACGAUUUCGCCGGGGAUCCCGUCCCGUCCCGUCCCGUCUCCUCCCGUCGGGGCUGCCCCAUCCUCGCCUCCCCCUCCCGGCGACCUCCCACCGCCAGGGGGCGGGCGUCACCUCCGCUAAGGCGCGCCGCUCCCUCUCAUCUCUCCGGCCAAUCAGCGCGCGGCGUUUCGGCGGGAAGGCGGAAGUGGCGCUGCCGGGCGCGGCCAUGGCGGAGGCGCGGCCGCUGCGGCUGCUGGCGCUGCACGGCUACCGGCAGAGCGCUCGCCGCCUCCGCCAGCGCACCGGCGCGCUCCGCAAGGCCCUGCGCGGCCGCGCCGAGCUGGUGGUCAUCGACGCGCCACACCGCUUGCCCGCCGGCGCUGAGGACGACCCCGACGGGGACGACCCCCCCCGCGGCUGGUGGUUCUCCGGGCCCGGCACGUUCGAGGCGGGCGAGGCGGCUGCGGCUCCGGCGGGGCUGGAGGAGUCUCUGUCGACCGUGGCGGCGGCGCUGGCGGAGCACGGGCCCUUCGACGGGCUGCUGGGCUUCAGUCAGGGCGCGGCGCUGGCCGCCAUGGUGUGCGCCCUGCGGGCCCGCGGCGACCCGCGUUUCCCGGUGGCCUUCGCCGUGCUGGUGGCCGCGUUCGCCAGCCGCGCCCCGGCACACGGACACUUCUACCGGGAGCCCAUCGCCCUGCCCACGCUGCACGUCGUAGGCGAUACCGACGCCGUCAUCGCAGCAGCCCUCAGCAGGGAGCUGGCCCAGUGCUUCGUGGAGCCCGUUGUCCUCACGCAUCCCGGCGGGCACUUCAUCCCCGCGGCCCCGGCGCAGAAGAAAGCCUACCUGGAAUUCUUGGAACGCUUCUGCCCCGGGCAGGGCCAUACUGAGCUCCCAGGGGCUGGGGAAGUUUGAGACCGGGCUCUGUAAUAAAAAAGGCUCUGGUGAGCCACGUGCAGCCACCCAGCCUGUGAAACAUCACUGGUGCCAUGCCUCCAGAGGGACCAGAGAACAACUCGCUGCACAUUCUGCUCUUCGGUGUUCACCCAGGCCAGGCUAAAUAAUUCUUUAUCUCCCUUUUUUCAGCUUUUUUGUAUACAUCAGGAUAAAAUAUACACGUAUAUAUGUA
Molecule: messenger RNA, 1204 nt
Organism: Cinclus cinclus
Lineage: Eukaryota; Metazoa; Chordata; Aves; Passeriformes; Cinclidae
Gene: OVCA2
Product: OVCA2 serine hydrolase domain containing
Biological process (GO): response to retinoic acid
Cellular component (GO): nucleus; cytoplasm
Source: RefSeq, a predicted model, not a curated record